Molecule: messenger RNA, 408 nt
Organism: Octopus sinensis (East Asian common octopus)
Lineage: Eukaryota; Metazoa; Mollusca; Cephalopoda; Octopoda; Octopodidae
Product: cytochrome b5
Exons: 6
Coding region: 67-408 (113 amino acids)
Cellular component (GO): intracellular membrane-bounded organelle; membrane
Molecular function (GO): heme binding
Source: RefSeq, a predicted model, not a curated record
AAUAUAUAUAUAUAUAUAUAUAUAUAUAUAUAUAUAUAUAUAUAUAUAGAGAGAGAGAGAGAGAGUAUGUCUGCGGAGGAGGCAAGUGGUAAGUUGGACGAUGAUAGAAAUGACGAGAAGAAAGAAGGGGACAAAACGGACGUCAAGGUUUACAAACUCGAGCAGGUCAAGGACCAUAAAACAUGCAAAUCGCUGUGGCUGGUCAUUGACAACAAGGUUUAUGAUGUAACGGAGUUUCUGGACGAGCAUCCAGGAGGGGAAGAGGUUUUACUGGACCUCGGAGGGACUGACGCCACGGAACCCUUUGACAACGUGAGUCAUUCUUCCGAUGCCAGGGAGAUGAUGAAGAAAUAUUACAUCGGGGAACUUCACGAUGAUGACAAAACCAAGUGGAGCCCAUCUACCUGA